Molecule: messenger RNA, 180 nt
Organism: Auxenochlorella protothecoides
Lineage: Eukaryota; Viridiplantae; Chlorophyta; Trebouxiophyceae; Chlorellales; Chlorellaceae
Exons: 1
Coding region: 1-180 (59 amino acids)
Source: RefSeq, a predicted model, not a curated record
AUGCGGUUCGAGCUGCGAUGCGGCCUGAUGUGCGUCGCCGAGCAAGGAGAGGGGCCCACGCAUUCACUGGUCCAGGACAAUGGGGCUUGGUGUACAAGAUACGAUAGGCAGGGAUGUAUAUGCUGCAUCCCCGACGCGCCCACCUUUCGCUCAGCAGCCCAGCCUGGCGAGCUGCGAUGA